UAGCGAUACCGGAUUUUACCGAAGUAGUACCAUAUGUUACAAGAGAGGAGGGUAAAACAAGAAAGAGAGAAGGUUCGGUUCGAAAAGCAAUCAUUGUCAUCUUACAAAGCCAAAAAUGUUAAAGACUUUAGUGAAGCAUUGUGUUAGACAAAAUGCUGGGUUCAUCAGCUGCUGUUGCUAUAGGAGCGUGACCUCGGAAGAUGUUAAUAAACCAUACGUGAUUGACCUACGUAGUGACACGGCCACAAAACCAACCAAAGAGAUGAGAGAUGCCAUGGCCAGUGCCAAAGUCGGAGACGACUGUUUCAAGGAAGAUCCCACUGUUAAUGAAUUACAGAGCCGAGUUGCCAAGCUUCUGGGAACUGAAGACGCACUGCUGAUGCCGUCUGGUUGUAUGGCCAAUCUUGUUGCAGCAUUGUCCCACUGCCAGAACAAAUAUUGUGAAGUCAUUCUUGGAGAUCAGUCUCAUAUGUUUUUGUAUGAAGUUGGAGGAAUGGCACAGUAUGGAGGACUGCAGACAAACAUAGUUAAGAAUCUGGGCGACGGGACCCUGGAUCUUGAUCAAAUAAGCAGCCACAUCCGACCAGCCGAUGACAGAGACCAGCCGCAGACGGAACUGAUCUGUCUGGAGAACACACAGAAUCAGUGUGGAGGAAGAGUGCUGCCUCUCAACUACUUGAAAGAGGCAUAUUCAGUGGCCAAGAAACACAACAUAAAGUUGCACAUGGAUGGUGCCCGGGUACUAAAUGCAGCAACACACCUUGGUGUGCCUCCCUCUGAUGUCACACAAUACUGUGAUUCUGUCAUGACCAGCUUUUCUAAGGGUCUUGCCUGUCCAAUGGGAUCCGUUUUAGCUGGCUCAAAGGACUUUAUUGCGAGAGCAUUUCGUGUAAGGAAGUCUUUAGGUGGAGGUUUGCAUCAGGCUGGAAUCCUGGCUGCUUGUAUGUUAGUUGCUCUGGACACAACUGCACACAGAUUGCAUGAAGACCACCAAAGAGCUAGAAUGAUUGCUGAAGGAGUGAUCGAGGUAUCUAGUCCAGCUGCGAAUGUUGACAUGGAUGGUGUCGACACCAACAUCGUCAUGAUCGACAUCAAUAAGGAAGGAGUGUCUACUGAAGACUUCUGCAACAGACUGGCGCAGGUGACAGAAGCAGAAAGUGUUGAUCUCGGCGAACGUAUAGUAACCAAGAUGUUCCCAUUCACCAAGAAGUCUGUGAGGCUGGUCACUCAUAAUGACAUCAGCGAUGACGAUGUUAGAAAAACCGUAAAAAAACUCCAGUAUGUUAUUCGGGAGAUUUCGGCCUGAUUCGCUGGUGAUUCAUAAUGACAUCAGCGAUGACGAUGUUAGAAAAACUGUGAAAAAACUCCAGUACGUUAUCCGGGAGAUUUUGGCCUGAUUUGGAAUCUCUGUGUGCAUAUAAUAAUUGACGAAAGUCUUGUCUAGACUGGAUCUAUUUGAAACUCAAAAACAUUUCCAAGAUUGUAAAAAGAAAUAUUUUAAUCCCAUGUAUAAAAGAUACUGUUAUAUAUAUAUAUGAAAUAUUAGCCAUAUUUCAGGUAUGGAUUCAAGGGUUCUGGAUGUGGAUCAGACACCUGUUCUGACUCAUGCAUACACACACACUUACACACCACACCACACCACAUCAAACAUACACUACACCACACCAUAUCACAUACACUUGCACACAUACCAUGCACCACACCACAUACACACACUUGCACAAUUAUGA
Messenger RNA from Gigantopelta aegis, 1730 nucleotides. Its product is annotated as probable low-specificity L-threonine aldolase 2. The record is from RefSeq and is a predicted model, not a curated record. Gene Ontology annotation, cellular component: cytosol. Gene Ontology annotation, molecular function: L-allo-threonine aldolase activity. Gene Ontology annotation, biological process: L-threonine catabolic process; glycine biosynthetic process. The transcript has 10 exons. NCBI's taxonomy places the organism in Eukaryota, Metazoa, Mollusca, Gastropoda, Neomphalida, Peltospiridae. Bases 116 to 1306 code for a protein of 396 amino acids.